UAAGUACAAGAAAAGCAAAGAUGUUUAAAAAGUAUAGUCUUGACGUAGCCGAUUAUGUAACUAUUUCUCUAACUCUCUUGUUUUCAACAGGUAUAGGAUUAUUUUCCAGAUAUUUCGGAGGAAAACAAAAAACGACGGCAGAUUAUUUGUUGGCUGGAAAAAAUAUGCCAAAGUAUCCUGUUAUCUUUUCUUUAAUGGUUACCCUUACUUCUACCACAUCUUUUCUUGCAUCUCCAGCUGAAGUUUACAAAUAUGGUAUAGGUAUUACCAUGUCAAAUUUGAUGAUACCCGUGGGAAUGCUUUUAUCAUCAAUUGUUCUUAUACCAGUGUAUUUCCAGUGCGAAGUUUCAAGUAUUACUGAGUUCCUGGAAAUGCGUUAUGGACGAAUCAUUAGGUAUCUGGUUUCUGUUAUGUUUCUACUGCAGAUGGUAUUCUACAUGUCUAUUUCUCUUUAUGGAGCAGUUUUGGCAUUGAGUGCUGUCACAGACUUGUCUUUUGAAAUGUCAGUUGUGUCCUUGGGAACUGUUUGUGCUUUUUAUUGUUCCUUGGGUGGGUUGAAAGCUGUUUUAUGGACAGAUGUCUUUCAAGCUCUAUUGAUGAUAACUUGUAUAUUGGCUAUAUACACAGCAGGAAUCUUUGAUGCAGGGGGCAUAACUGAAAUUAUUCAAAAAGCCACAUCUGGAAACAGGUUGAGUUUUUUCGAAUUCAUUCCAGAUAUGACAUUACGAUAUGGAUUCUGGGCAUGCGCCACUCAAGGGCUAAUAUUGGGAGUGUCAUUCUUUGGAACAAAUCAGAUUGAAGUGCAAAGAUUGCUCAGUCUCAGUAGCAGUAAACGAGCAAAAUCAACCCUUCGAAUGAGUAGUUUACCAAUGUUUUUGAUGCAUUCUGCUUGCUGCUACAUAGGAAUAGUGUUAUAUGGCGUUUAUUAUAAUUGCGAUCCGAUCUUGAAUAAAAGGACAACAGGAUUAAGCAAAUAUGAUCAAAUUGUCCCGGCUUAUAUUGUGCAAAGAUUUAGCUCCUAUCCGGGAUUGACAGGUCUAUGCAUAGCUGGUGUCUUCAGUGCCGCCUUGAGUACAAUUUCUUCAUGCCUGAAUUCUGCUUCAACCGUAACUGUUAUAGAUUACUUGAUACCACUCUUUCAAAAGAACAAUAUAUCUGAUUUAAAAAUCAUUUUCUUGGCUAAAACAAUGUCUAUUAUAUAUGGUGGAAUAUGCAUUGGUUUGAGCUUUAUAUUUCAACAAGCCAGCAGUAUUCAUCAUUUGACUCAAGUAUUUGUUGUGUUACCUCAGGGCAUUGUUUGUGGAGUUUUCCUGUUUGGAGUACUGACAAGGAAAGCUUCCGAUAAAUGUAUUUCCGUCGCUGCAAUAAUGACCUACAUAAUAAUGGCCUGGAUAGCUCUUAGCUCUUUGCAUGUAGGGUAUAUUCAAUCUACAUUACCCCUGAGUGACAGCAUGUGCUCUUCAUCACAAAAUGAAACGAUGUUUGAGAAUUCCACCAUGGUAGAAUGCUUGAACUCUACAAACUGCAGUUCAGUAUCACCAAUAUCAACUAUUGGGGAAUAUUUCAGGGACAGCUUUGUACUAUAUAAAAUGUCUUUCAUGUGGUAUGCUUUUCUUGGUUUCCUCCUCACCAUUGUUUUCACCUCCUUUGCUGUGUUGAUCACGGGUUGGAAAAAGAGCAUGAUACCUGCCAAUUCUAAAUGUUUAAGUCCAGUAGCUCGAUUAUGGAUAGAUAAAAAUUAUGACUCUAAUCAGGAACAAAAAUAAAUCUUCACCAAUACAAUUUUGAUACUUACGUCAAGA
Messenger RNA from Parasteatoda tepidariorum (common house spider), 1802 nucleotides. The record is from RefSeq and is a predicted model, not a curated record. Lineage: Eukaryota; Metazoa; Arthropoda; Arachnida; Araneae; Theridiidae.